UAUAUAUAUAUAGAUGACAUGAAUUUGGAAAAUCUAGAUUCUACAGUCGUUGACUACGCUUUGCCAAGAAACGAAAGUUUUUGACUACUAUUUGACAAAUCAGUAGACGACACUUGGCAAACUCUAUAUAGUACGUUCAAUUUUGGUAAAUCUGAAAUCAGUUUGACUUGUUGACUAGUUUAGAUAAUACUGAAUGUCAAUAUUUACGUUACCUUUUCUAAAAAAUAUGAUGAACAAUAUAUAUGUAUGUGACUAGCUGUAAAAUAUUAAUCACACACUGUAUUGCAUUAAGACAAUCAUAAAACUCUUGUCUAAGACAGAUUAAAACAAACGAUGAAGUCACAAACAGUUUUAUUCUUCAUAUUCAUGUUCUCCUUCUUUGUUCUACAUCAAUGCAUACAGGAGGUGGACGAUGUUAGAGGAGGAAUAGAGAGCGGGAGGAGCAAGCUCACUAUACCAAAUUGUGUUCCUGCCCAAUGUGGUAAAGAAGGUUUUUUCAAACGGAAUUGUUGGUGUUGUUUUCGUGACCUAAACAUUUGUUUCUUUACCCAAAAAGCAUGCGAUUCCAGCCCCCGUUGUACUCCUCUCAAGUUUACACUCUUAGAAAAUUAAUGUGCACCUCUAUGCUUUUUACGAAUAUAUAAUAAGGUUUUAUUCACAUGAUCGACAGUGCUUUA
Capsella rubella is the source of this 677-nucleotide messenger RNA. Its product is annotated as EMBRYO SURROUNDING FACTOR 1.2. The record is from RefSeq and is a predicted model, not a curated record. Bases 334 to 612 code for a protein of 92 amino acids. NCBI's taxonomy places the organism in Eukaryota, Viridiplantae, Streptophyta, Magnoliopsida, Brassicales, Brassicaceae. The transcript is spliced from 2 exons. Gene Ontology annotation, biological process: suspensor development.